Messenger RNA from Salvelinus sp. IW2-2015, 1786 nucleotides. It is a transcript of the gene jam2a, whose product is annotated as junctional adhesion molecule 2a. Gene Ontology annotation, cellular component: plasma membrane; cell surface; tight junction. Lineage: Eukaryota; Metazoa; Chordata; Actinopteri; Salmoniformes; Salmonidae. Gene Ontology annotation, biological process: leukocyte cell-cell adhesion. The record is from RefSeq and is a predicted model, not a curated record.
CCCUACCACAACAUUAGAAUAGYAGAGAGACCGUCUACAGUGACUGAGUGGACAGCCACUCUGCAGCCGUAUGCCCUGCGGCUAGUGUAAUAUUUUACAGAAAGUCCGAAAGUGCGACUUCYGAACCGCCGGCGCGCUGCCUAACUGCUCAGGAAAUACUACUGGGUUUUGAAACAUCCUUUCCCAAAGGAGCGACGAGAUUCUGGAAUUACUGGAGUUGUGUACAAGUGCGGGAUUAGGUUGUCGCUCAAGAGCAACUCAUCUUUCGAGGAAGGGCAGACUUUUUGAACAGCAGGAGUUCAGGAUGGAGAAAGCGUCAMUGUUUUUGCCCCUUGUCAUUCUACUGAUACAAUGCCUCCCCGUUGUCCCUGUUACCGUGUCAACAACCACGCCCAAGGUGGAGGUCCAUGAGAACUCUGAUGCGGUUCUGAGCUGUGAUUUUCGGACAGAGAAGGAACAGAAUCCUCGAAUCGAGUGGAAGAAGAAAGGAACAGAUGUAUCAUUUGUUUACUAUGAGGGACACUUCAGAGGAGCCUUUGCGGGGCGUGCAAGGAUCAAGGGUGCAACGGUGACCCUACAGAGGGUGACCCAGAAAGACGCGGGCGAAUACCGCUGUGAGAUCACUGCCCCUCACGACACCAUCACCCUGGGGGAGACUAACAUCACCCUCGAAGUCUUGGUGCCCCCCCACACCCCAUCCUGUGAGAUCCCCAGCUCGGCCUUGACGGGCUCUGUGGUGCAGCUGCGCUGUAGGGACCAGCAGAGCAUUCCCCCAGCAACCUACUCCUGGUACAAAGAUGACAAGCCGCUGACCCCCUCCCGCAUGGCCAACGCCACCUACCACCUCAACCCAAUCACGGGCAUACUGGAGUUUAAGACUGUGGCGAGAGGCGACACGGGACAGUACAGCUGUCUGGCAUCAAACAAUGUAGGGCCGUCCAAGAUGUGCGAGGCUAAACACAUGAAGAUAGAGGAUGUAAACAUGGCAGGGGUCGUUGCUGCGGUCGUGGUCAUCUGUCUGGUCAUCGCCAUUUGUGGCUUCGGGGGGUACUAUGCACACCGUAACGGCUACUUCAGCAAACACAGAGGAAGGUCCUUUUGGAUCCCUCAGUGUCAUGGUGUGGCYCACAUCAGCAGCCAGGACCUCCAUAGAACAAAAGACAAGACUAAUGCCAACUACAACCCUCCACCCCAWGAUCCUGCGGACUUCAAACACACCCAGUCCUUCAUGCUGUGAGGACCUCGACAUCCCCCUGGAAGACACCACACAUACCAGCAUCAUGAUAACACUGGAGUAGUUUUAUUCGACCCAAAUGAAUAGUUAAUUAUGUUUUGGGGACUGACCAACCCUGCUCUCCUCACCCUUGUGGAUGGAUAGCAAGGAGGGACAGACAACUCUGCGUAGAGGCCAUUUAUUCCUUCUGUUUUGCUGUCCCUGGGCCCUCAAUGYAAGCCUAUUAUAUUAGUCACAUGGUACUCUACUCCCCUCUGGUGGCCAAGUUGUUAAACUACAGCCUAUUGCCAUCUUGUGGUGGACCCAUGGAAUUACGUCCCACACAUGCUCACUUCCCCCUCAACUGGCCAAAACAUGAACUACCUAAAUCUUAUUUUAUACCAAAGACUUGAACAUGGCAUCUGAGUGUAAUAUACUGUACAUAUUUUCUGAUGGCUAAGCAUUGAUGUGAACUUAAGGGAAAGUUGUGGACACAAGGUAGCCAUCACAUUAGGCCUCCCGAGUGGCGCAGCAUCUCAGUGCAAGAGGUGUCACUACAGUMCCUGGUUCGAA